This is a messenger RNA of Drosophila willistoni, 1632 nucleotides long. Its product is annotated as proton-coupled amino acid transporter-like protein CG1139. Gene Ontology annotation, cellular component: vacuolar membrane. The record is from RefSeq and is a predicted model, not a curated record. The coding region runs from base 156 to 1550 and encodes 464 amino acids. The transcript has 9 exons. Gene Ontology annotation, molecular function: amino acid transmembrane transporter activity. NCBI's taxonomy places the organism in Eukaryota, Metazoa, Arthropoda, Insecta, Diptera, Drosophilidae. Gene Ontology annotation, biological process: amino acid transmembrane transport.
AUCAUCCCGUAUUGUUUUUUAAAUACUUGUUUUUUGUUUUUGUUUUUUUGCUUUUUUUUAAGUGCUUUUUAUCAAGUGUUUUUUAUGCAGUAAAAGAUUUAUAUACUCAAGUAGCUUUAUCAAAUAUACUCUUGGGCUACUCCACAACUGACAAUAUGCAGAGCAACAUAAAAGAUAUCUCGAUUAUAUAUCCCAUAACAACAACAACAACAGCAACAACAAAACCAACUAGCAACAAUAAAAAUUCGAAUGUUAAUGAUGAUUAUGAUCCACAUUUACAUCGCAAUGUCAAGAAUCCUACCACUAACUGGCAGACAUUUGCCCAUUUUCUCAAGGCCUCUGUGGGCACAGGUGUAUUAGCCAUGCCCAGUGCCUAUGCUCAUGCUGGCUAUGUCAAUGGAACAAUAUUGACUUUAAUUAUUGGUCUUUUGGCCCUUUAUUGCCUACAUAUUUUGAUCGCCAGCAUGUAUAUAAUUUGCAAACGUCAGCGUGUGCCCUAUGUAAGCUUCUCACAAUCCAUGUAUUUGGGCUUGAAACAUGGUCCACCCUAUCUGCGGUUUUUGGCUCCUAUAGCCAAACCAUUUGUCGAUGGCUUUUUGGCAUUUUAUCAUUUUGGAAUUUGUUGCGUUUAUGUUGUAUUCAUUGCGGAGAGCAUUAAACAAUUGGUCGAUGAAUAUCUGGUUGUUUGGGAUGUACGUUUGCAUAUGUGCCUUAUAAUAGUGCCCCUCUUGUUGAUCUAUAGUAUACGGAAUUUAAAAUUGCUUGCUCCAUUCUCGACUGCAGCAAAUUUGCUAUUGUUUGUCGGUUUUGGAAUUAUUUUGUACUAUAUAUUUGAGGAUUUGCCACCAUUAAGCACACGAGAUGCUUUUGUAAGUGUUACAGAGUUACCAACAUUUUUUGGAACAGUUCUGUUUGCCUUGGAAGCUGUGGGCGUGAUUCUUGCCAUUGAGGAAAAUAUGGCCAAUCCUAAAGAUUAUGUGCGACCUUUUGGCAUUAUGAAUAUGGGCAUGUCCAUUGUCCUGGGUUUAUAUAUACUCUUGGGAUUCUCUGGUUAUUGGAAAUAUGGUUCAGAAUCAUUGGGAAGCGUUACGCUGAAUAUACCACAAUCAGAAAUACUCGCCCAGGUGGUAAAGAUCUUCUUUGCUAUAACGACAUGGAUUUCAUAUGCCCUGCAGGGUUAUGUCACUGCCCAAAUUAUAUGGCACAAGUAUUUGAGUAAGAAAUUCAAAGACACAUCAAAGCAUUCGCUAUAUGAAUUGAUAUUCAGAGCUGUGGUUGUCCUCCUAACUUUUGCCUGUGCCGUUGCCAUACCGGAUCUAUCGGUUUUCCUUUCGCUGGUUGGAUCGUUCUGCUUAUCAUUCUUGGGUCUCAUAUUUCCAGCUCUACUCCAGAUUUGUGUGCAUUAUGAUUUGGGCUAUGGAGCGUUUCGCUAUAAAUUAAUUCUUAAUUUAUUAUUAUUAGCUUUUGGCAUUUUCGGAGGUGCGGUUGGAACCUAUGUAAGCAUCACAGAUAUUAUAGCGGUCUAUAGGCCAACGCCACAAACUGAUUGAAAAUUUUGGAAAUUAACUUAAGCCUUGUACAAAUAUGCAAAUAUACAAUACACACAAACACACAUGCACAUAAGCCACACCA